AGCUAGGUAAACAAACAGGAGAGGAGAGGAAACGAGCAGCGGCAGGCACUUCGCUGGCUCUGGGUUCCCUCGGGGAAGUUUUAUAUUGUUUAUAUCCAUUUUUGUAAACAUUUAAUAUCGUGUUUCCUAGAAACUUUUAAUACUUUGAUACACUGGUUUUGACAUUUUCUAACAACGAAACCUGGCAAGAAUUGGCUAUAGCUUGCUAGCUUGGAAACACUGGAUUUUUCCCUCUCUUCUUUUGACAAAGGCUGCUGAUGAGCCAGCGAAGAUACUGAACAAGAUAAUAAAACGGCGUUUAUAAAGCACCAUUUGGUGUAGUAAUAACUGAUGCACUGUCUUCCCUGUAUUUAAAAGCGACUGGUUGUUGCUGCUGUUUGCGAAGCUAACGUUAAACGCUGAAGGGAACAUAGCUAACGUUAACGGCAGCCAGCCUCAGGAGAGAAUGACGGCUGUUCAGCUGAUAAAUAUCCAACGGUUACUGGAAGCUGCGGAAUAUCUAGAGAGGAGAGAAAGAGAGUGUGAACACGGAUAUGCUUCGACAUUUCCGUCGAAUCAGAACACAAACUACCAGAGGCAAAGAAAAUUCCGAAAUAAGAAGUUCAGCAGUAACCACAAUAGGUCCACACAUAAUGAGCUGGAGAAGAACAGACGAGCUCACCUGCGGCUGUGUCUGGAGCGGUUGAAGGCCCUCAUACCUUUGGGACCUGACUGCAAUCGCCACACCACCCUGGGCCUGCUCAACAAAGCCAAAGCACACAUAAAGAAACUUGAAGAGGUGGACAGGAAGAGCCAGUACCAGCUGGAGUCUCUGGAGCGUGAGCAGAGGCACCUCCAGCGCCAGCUGGAGCUGCUGAGGGGAGGCAGCGGUGCUGCAACCCAGAGCAGCCCAGGAGAGGGGGAGAGGAUACGCAUGGACAGUGUAGGCUCCACCCUCUGCUCCGACCGCUCCGACUCUGACCAAGAGGAGAUCGAGGUGGACGUGGAAAGCACGGAGUUCUCCCAUGGAGAGCUGGACAGUGUGAGCACGGCCAGCACCAGCGACCUGGACGACCACAGCAGCCUGCAGAGCAUGGCCAGCGACGAGGGCUACUCCUCCUGCAGUGUCAAACUUGCCUUCUCCUCCUAGAGCCCCACAUCUCCACCACCACCACCACCACCACCUCCCCGCCAAACCCACCUGCGCUCCCAUCUGUUUAUCCAUCCAGCCAUGCCUACAUACAUACACCCAGUCACCUUAGACGACGGCCAGGCCCCCAGCUAAAGGCGUUCCCGUCGCUCUGAGAAGCGCUGCCCUCCUACUCCUGGCCUUUUUAGUUGCUUUUAGUCCCCCACACCCCCCCUUACUGACACCAGGGACCCAAACACCCAUUGACACAGUGAUAUGAGACUGCCAAUUGGUUUUUGUCUUCUUUUAAAGGGAGAUCACAGACUCGGUUGAUAAGAAACAUUAUAAAUCAUCUUAAUUUUAAAAUUAAUUGAUUUUACUUUUUUUAUUUCCUUGAACCGUCAAUUGUCUGAAUUUUUUUUAAGGAUUCACAAUCCCAAAUUUGAUCCAAAAUGCACUUAAAUUCAUAUAAUAUUGAAAUAAUUCAGAGUUUCUGUUCGGUUCUCUCUCCUGUAGGUGCGUGUGUGUGUGUGUUGAGCUGAUCCUGUGUAUCCCAACUUAAUGUUCUAGUGUUGGGCCUGGAUAAACGGGAGCACAUCUAAUCUGGACUUUAAUGAACACUGUGGGUGAACUUUGAAUAUCAACACAGCUUGGUUCCUGAUAAACAUCCCUCCAGCCCUGAAUUUAAACCUUGUCUUAUUGUUUUUUUCAUUACUUCUGCUCAACACCGCAGACGUUCGGACACUCGAAUUGGUGCUAUUGUGAAACAAACCAUCGGGAAGCAGAUCAGAUCACCACUAAGCUUUUAAAGCAAACAGAGCGUGUCUGCCGUGAUUGUUUCCAAACAAGCGUGGAGGAAAACAACCACAAAAAAAUGGAGGAAAAAAAAAAAAAACAUUCCUGUCGAAUGUGGGUGCUCAGUGCAUUUUCAAAGAGUGGAAAUUGUAACUUUGUGUGUGUGUUUUCGUUUGGUUUCUUUCCCCUCGACAAGCAGCUACAACAAGCCAUCCUGCACUUGCCUACUUUAGAGCUGUCCAUAGAAACAGCACAAACCAAGAAGUAAAAAAAGAAAAAAAGAAGAUAACACACACAAAAAAAAACAGCAACAAGGAAAAAGUCCAAAUGGCAACAACAAACUUUGGAAUAGAUGUCCAUCCUUUUUCCAGCAGUAACAAGCAAUAACUCUUUUAGUUGUUUUUGUCUCGUCAGUUUGAACUCCUUCCCCUUUUUUUUUUUCUUUUCUCCCUAAAGACAAGUGUGUGACCGUCCAAAAAAGCAAAUUUGUUGUUUGUUUUUUUUUGUACAUACAAAUAGCUUAAUAAAUUAAACUUUAAAAAGGAGUUUUAAAAAAGGUAGAGCUCAUGGAUAGAACUAUUGCCUCUGUUGCUGUUUGACCUGUGUUUAUUGUGCAUUUUAAAUUCAAUUUUUGGUUUUGUCCACUUCAGAGUGGCAGUGGACGUGGCAUGGACACUAUUUUAUUUUGUUCAGUUUUGUUGAUAGAAACAUUCGAAAGUUACCCAUUCUAUUGCUGCCCUGAGAAGAAAAGAAAAGUUACUCAGUUCAACGUGAUAAAAACAACAGAACAACUUCCUGAAAAAAGCGACGCAGUAGGACUUCUGUUGGAGGAUGCUGAGUUUGUGUGACACUCCUUUUAUUUAUUAGACUUUUUUUUCUCUCUCUAUUUUAUAAUGUUAAUGAAUGGCUAUGGCAUUCCACUGGUGGUCAGGUGAUCUGUGGAGGAAACGUGUGAAGUGUGGGGAGAAGAAAACGGGUUGUAUGAUGUCACUGUUCGCCAUCCCAUCUCCACUGGUGUUAAGGAUUGCACUUCAACCACAGUUCUCUUUAUUAUUAUUUUAUUUCUCUUUCCCACUGUCAUCAGCUCUCAUGAAUCCUUUUGUGUGUGACAGAAAAAAAACACCACCCUUUUGAAUAUUUAUUUCUCAAUCCCUCAAAGAACACAAGCAGUGGGGAAAAAGAAGUUAACUUAUUUUGGUUCUGUCUUAUUUUACUCCUCUUCUCGAUGCUUAUUCUUCAUUCCUUAUUUUAAGAAUUGUAUAUUUUAUGGGUUAUUGUUAUUAUUAUUUUUGAUUUUAUUUUUUUGAGGGGGGGGGGGGGGGGGUGGGGCGGGUGGGAAGGGAUAAGAAGAAAAUGUAGCCGUUUUGUUUUCGUUUUUCUGAUGUUUUAUUCAAUGGACACUUGAAAUGUAAUUGGCCCCUAAGCUGCUCCUAGUGCUGAGCCUCGCCUGUUUAGAGUCACCAGCCUUGUCCGGAGCUCACCCCCCACCCCCCACCCCCCACCCCCCACCCCCCCACCUCUUACACUAUGCCUGUGAUGAUGCAUUUGAAUCUAAAACAACAGGACAGGCUGAUUGACAAAACAGCUGAAGCUUGAUGCCCAGCCUGCUGAUAGAAGCCUGUCCGGUUGUUUUUGGGUCUGAGCUGAGGGGGAUUUUCUCUGCACAAGGCUUAUUGAUAGCCAAGACUUUACUGGCAAAUAUUGAGCCGGCUACUACACAAUAAAAGGGGUCUAAAACUCCACUUUCCUCCUUUGGAGGAUUGUAGUCUCUAUUAGACUUGUGUUUUAGUUGACAAAAUGUGUCUUACAUUUACAAAGCCUCUGACUGAGGACUUAAAGAAAAAAAUAAACAAAGAAGAACAAAUCCUUUGGUUUCUCUGAAGGACAUCAUUAAGGUGUAUAUUUUGACAUGUAAGCUCUCUGCGGAGCUCUGUUGAGGUUGUUGGACUUGGCACUGAAUCAGAAAGUCACCACUUUUGGUGCUUGAUUAUAAAACAAAAAAAAAACAAAAAAAAAAAAACAAAUGCCAAAACCACCUCAGAACACCUCAGUGUCCUCUCUCUCUCUCUCUCUCUCUCUCUCUCUCUCUCUCUCUCUCUCUCUCUCUCUCUCUCUCUCUCUCUGAGGGACAGUUUACAUUUAUUCUGCCCUCGUUUAAGUUAUUAACCUUCAUCUUCUCUUUGUUUCUGUUUUCUUCUUCAUAUGUUGGUUUUAUGAACCUGCACUGCUGACAGGAAAAAGGUCCCAUGUCUGACAAAUGAAUUUCACUCCUUAUGCAGAGCUGGAUCAGACACCUGUGUUUUAACCUGCUCGGAGUACAAAAAUAUUUUUACUACAUUGGGACAAAUCUGACAGUGUUGGGUCUGUCGUUUAUCACAAAAAUGUGAGAAAACUCUCUGGCACACAUUGUAUUGUCUCUUGGGGCAAACUAUUCUGAUGUUGUAUUCCAAAAUGGGAUAAAACAAAUUACAAGAACUGAUUUGACCGAAGCCAGGUCUGUCCUCUCUGUGUGAGUGUACUGUGUGUGCGCGUGUGUGCGCGUGUGUGUGUGUGUGUGUGUGUGUGUGUGCGCGUGUGCGUGCGCGCUCCGUGUUCUUACUAAGGCUGAGCUUUGGAAAGGCACCUGGUCCGUGACCACUCUGCACUGAUCUCAGUUUCCCACCUGCUACUCGGUACAUAUCAAACCUCUGGAGAGUCUGUCAUAAGAGACAAGUCUAUCCAGUGUGAGAUAUAAUAACUGGGCGUGAAGGCUCUGUCACAUAAACUGCAGGUAUAAUUUUGCAUUGAAAGUUAAAAGACAUGUUAACUUCAGUGCAGACUGGUCUAGGAUCAGCCCAGGUUAUUUGGGAGGUGUAAUAAGUAGUUUCUGGCUAUGCUGCAAAUUCAAAACAAUAGCAUAUCUUCAUAAGCUGGUGAUCACAAAGCUAUAUUUUUACCUCUGUGUUUAAGGUUGGGUGUAGACAUGCAGUCCUGACUGUGGUUCAGGUUGGGGUUAACUCUCCAGGAGUGUAGAGUUCCAGUUUUGCAGCUUGGCCAGAAGUGUACCAGCCCGGCAAAGUGGAAGUCGCAGUGUCUUUUGUAAACCACUCUCCAUUCUGGUGUCGGUCUCUCAGGAGGUUAACUUUGAGCAAACGGGUCCAUGAGGUCAAGAUAGCCCAACCAAACAAGCAGUCCCACGUAGGGAGUCCUCCUGUUGUUCUGAACCUGUGGCCAUCCUUUGUAAAACAUGCACUCUGAUGAUGAUUCAAGCCGUGUAAGUUGAAGAUGCAAUACUUACAAUAAAAACACUGAGAUUUUCAAACCUGAA
Molecule: messenger RNA, 5210 nt
Organism: Seriola aureovittata
Lineage: Eukaryota; Metazoa; Chordata; Actinopteri; Carangiformes; Carangidae
Gene: mxi1
Product: max interactor 1, dimerization protein
Exons: 6
Coding region: 446-1129 (227 amino acids)
Biological process (GO): regulation of transcription by RNA polymerase II
Molecular function (GO): RNA polymerase II cis-regulatory region sequence-specific DNA binding; DNA-binding transcription factor activity, RNA polymerase II-specific; protein dimerization activity
Source: RefSeq, a predicted model, not a curated record